Malus domestica (apple) is the source of this 538-nucleotide messenger RNA. NCBI's taxonomy places the organism in Eukaryota, Viridiplantae, Streptophyta, Magnoliopsida, Rosales, Rosaceae. The record is from RefSeq and is a predicted model, not a curated record.
AAACGGUGAAAUGGGUCUGUUAUUUAGGUUUGCAGCGGCAACUGAGCUUUGAAACUCUUCACACUUUGAGACUUUGCGGUGGCCGUCGCGGUUGAAACGAGGCUGAGGUAGGAAGCAAUUCUCUGUUGCAGCCAUGGCGGCUUGGCAGAGGCAUCUGCAAUCAGCUAUCCGUCAAAUUGGAAAAAGGGUUGAAUGUAGUUACAACCCUCUAGCCAAUUUCUCUUCUUCUUCCUCUUCUCGUUUAGAGGGUCUCUUGCCUUAUUUCCAAACUCUUUGCAAACCAUCUUCUCCAACCAUUUCAAGGCCCCUUCAUCAAUAUUUUCAGCAGUUGGGAAUUUCGAGUUCAAAGAACUUGAGAGCAGAGGAAACACCUCUUCCAUCUCCAUUGACUCCUGUUUUGGCAUCAAAUACUGCAACGAAUGAGGAGCACAAGCAGAAAUCACUCACUAAACCUGCUAAAGUUCAAGCUAUCUUAAAGGGAAUAAAGCAGGUAUUGAAUUGCACUCUUAUUGUGUCGUUUUAAGACUUUGUAAUGGAU